GUCUGCGCAGAUGUGUGUGUGUGUGUGGAAUAGGAAUAGCAGUUGUUAAGAACUCACGAACUUCUGAGGCACGACAACACGCAAGAUGGCGUUGGCCAGUGACAAACUGUACAAUGGAUACCUGCGGGGGAAAAUGCCAGACAUUGUAUCCAAGGUGAAAGUGAAGGAAGUAAUGGUCUACCUGCCUUGCCUCACCGCUCACGACAGGGAAAAUAUAGAUGCAAAAUUUGAGACACGUGGGAACACUGAGGCCAUGAUGCUUCUCCUGGACUGUCUGAAGAGAAGGGAGAAUUGGCCCGAGCAGUUUAUUAAAGCUCUGGAGGCGUGUGAACACCCAACUAUUGCAGCUGAGAUUAAAGCAAAAUAUGACACUCUGAGAGGAGUUAACAAUCCCAGCCCCAGCUCCCCUUCCACCACUGUCACAAGAGCACCCGCCCUUCCAGCACCACCGGCCGGUCAUCUGUCCAGUCCAGAGAGCGCUGGUGCUGCUGUUGCUCCACCAGCUAAAGCAUCAGCUCCUCCGGAGCCAGCUCCUCAGACCUCACCUCCUCUGGAAGUCCCAUCAGGGCAGCAGCCCAACAUACCCAAGGCUGUUUCUCCACCCAAGCCUGUCCCUGAGCCUUCACAGCCAAGUGAAACUGAAGUGGCAGCCGUUCCAUCAACACCUCCUCCGGCCCCAGAGACCCCACUCACUACAGCUGACAGUGCACAGAAAGGGGAGGAGGUCAUUGCUCACCAGGAGCCAGAGGAAAACUCUGAGUCAUACUUCAUGGAUGUCCCUUUGGAGGUAAACCUGAUGCCAGAGGUGACGCCUCCUGGUGUUGGACUGGUUGAAACAUACUCUCCAUUGCACCCUGAUCCUCUUAAAACAGCAGCGACCACAGAGAUCAGACAGCCUGAGAGUCCACCUCAGGUAAACUCAGACGUAACUGAUGGAUCCUCUUUCCCCAUACUGACCCCAGAGAAGCCUCCGGUACAGGACACCAUGCCUCCUGUGGACAAAGUACCCGCUGCAGUCCUGGAGCCUGAAGAGACAUCUGAGCCUCCUACUAUACAGGACAUUGAAAACCGCAGGGAGACAGAAACGGCAGCCCCAGCUUGUCCUCAGCCUGAUGAUGACGGAAUGGACGCCUCCAUCGCUGAUGACAACUCUUUGUGUCUGAGCAAGCCUAAUGUUCUGAUCAGCGUCCCACCACCACCCAGUCACAACGGUCCCACUCUCCCUGCAUACAACCCACCAGUGGAGCCCUACUCGGGUGACAGUGCGCGCCUGGAACUAAGCGAUCCUGCAUCAGAGUCACUUGGCUCCUCCUCUAUUCCUGCAUGCUCUACUGACACCUCCAUCACCAAGGACACAGACUCUGGACUGCCAUGCCAGGAGAACAGCGUUGCGCUAAACCACCAGGAACCAGUGGAGAACCACCUGGAGUCUAUCUGUCAGAGUUUGGAAAUGAUGGAUGUGCAGGAGCAUGUGGUGCACUUAUCUGAGGAUGUGUCCAUCCUGGAUGGAGACAGUCCAAAUUCAGUCAUCAACAGUGAAGCAGACAGAACAAUCACUCCUUCCCCAAUUUCCUCCUUUACCACCAGCGCUACUGGUACUGAGUCAAGAUUAAACGCCCACCCUUCACCUGAGCCUGCACCGCCUGUGAAUAAACCGGAGCCCCAAACACUGCCACCUGCAGGGAAAGAGAGGCACGCCUGCCGAUCAAAUAUAAAGUACACUGUGGCGGCUGCAGGAGUGGCCGCCUUCGCUCUGGUGAUGGUGUGGAAGUUUAGGAAGGGGAUUCUUUUAAGAAGAUGAAGAUGUUAAAGUUUUUAAAAAGGGGUUUGGUGCCUUAUUAUACUCAUUGGACGCUGAUGGUAUGUGGCAGCUGUUUAGUGAUUAGUCAGAAUAUUAGCUGCUGGACCAUUGAUCAUAUCAUUAUUUUCAAGGCAGAUGUUUGGUUGGACUGUGUUUUAUGAUUUUAAUAUUGAAUGGUGGUGGAGCCACUGUGUGGUUAUGAUCGAAAUAUUUGUGUGUGUGAUAAGCAGCACUUUGACGAUAAGACUGUCGGCUGUUGAAUGUGGACUCUAGAAGAGAGAAAAGCAGCAUCACACGUCUUAUUUUUAAGUGGGGAAAGGUGAAGUCAAUAGCUUAACUGAUGGUAUUUAUUUAUACAUAUAUGUACAUUAUAUAGAUGUAUAUGGAUAUAUUAAGAAUGAAAAUAUUCCAAAAGCCACUGGUUAUAUCUCAGAUAUUCACCAGUCAGUCAGCCACAUGCUGUUAAAUCUCAACAUUUCUUUGCAGUUUAAUUUUUAAGACCAGUUGUGAAACUAAAUUCUGUAAGGUGAUAGUAUUCUUCAAUGGCACUGUUUUUAAUGUUUAUCUUUGAUGGUUUUUGCUUCUCUCUGGAAUAUCUGAAUGCACCACUGAUGGCCUUUUUUACAAUACAUAUUGUAUGAUGUCAAAAUGUCAAAAAAUCUUGAGGUCCUUACACAAGAAUUUCUAUCUCAAAAAACUCGGAGCAAUCUCACCAACCCUGAUAUGUGAUUUCUAGAUGGCUGCCGCCAUACAAACACUGCUGCUUUUAAUGUCAAGAGCACUUAUUUUGUAUUUUUUAGAUCAGAACAGUAAAUCAGUCGUACACAAAGUACAGUUUGUGAAUGCAAAAUCCCACUUGGAGCAUUGUUAUCAACUGCUACUGCAGCUAUUAUUUUUUAUGGUUUUAUAUUUGCUGCAGUGACUGAUUUGUACUAGGAGUGGUUGUACCUCCUGUCAAUCACCUCUAAGACCUGCCCCGCCCCAUUGUAAACAUUGGAUAUAAUAACCCACAGUCAAAAGUUUUGCUCUGAUUAAGUUAUGAGUGAAAGAACAAUGAGUGAGUUCUCAUGGCAAACAUUUGCACUGAAAUGCAGUCAAAUGUCUUUUAAUCCCUGUUCAGCAGAGCUACAGCAUAAAUGAACCAUCUUUCCCAUAAUCCUCCAGUUAAUUCACUUCACUGUUCAUGUUGUCACCAUCGAGCUGGCAAACAAAGAUUAGUGCUGUGCAACGACAUAUCUGCUCUUAAUACUCAACACUGUUCAUUUCAUGCUGAUUGAAUUACAUGUAGAAACCUGCUGGCUCAUUGUGUGAGUGAGUGGCGCCACCCUCUGGUUUAAAAUGAGCAUGUAGGCCAGAGAUUUAACUCAAGUGUUGCUGCUCUUUUCCGAUCAUAUAAAGUCAAGUAUUAUGUUUUUAUUAUUCAGCAGAUACUGCAGACUGAAGUGAACCUCUUUGUUGACUCUUUUACACUCUUCAGUGUUCCGGCACGGGAUCAAUAAAAUGGAUCUUAUCUUG
Messenger RNA from Solea solea (common sole), 3316 nucleotides. RefSeq lists its product as uncharacterized. The coding region runs from base 86 to 1801 and encodes 571 amino acids. The record is from RefSeq and is a predicted model, not a curated record. The transcript is spliced from 5 exons. Lineage: Eukaryota; Metazoa; Chordata; Actinopteri; Pleuronectiformes; Soleidae.